Messenger RNA from Ruditapes philippinarum (Manila clam), 4822 nucleotides. RefSeq names its product kinesin-like protein KIF9. NCBI's taxonomy places the organism in Eukaryota, Metazoa, Mollusca, Bivalvia, Venerida, Veneridae. The transcript has 19 exons. Bases 15 to 2420 code for a protein of 801 amino acids. Gene Ontology annotation, molecular function: ATP binding; microtubule binding; microtubule motor activity. The record is from RefSeq and is a predicted model, not a curated record. Gene Ontology annotation, biological process: microtubule-based movement.
UGAAUGUUCAUGUAAUGAAAGAUGGACGUAAGGGAGUUGUCAACAAUCAGAUUCAAGACUGGUCGUUUCGUCUAGAUGGUAUCUUUCAUAACGCCACACAAGACCAGGUGUUUGACACAGUUUCUGCAAAUAUUGUCACAUCAGCACUUGAUGGCUACAAUGGAACUAUGAUGUGUUAUGGACAGACUGGUGCAGGUAAAACAUUCACAAUGACUGGAGCCACCGAGAACUACGCUCAUCGAGGAAUGAUACCUCGCUCAAUUUCUCAGUUGUUCAAGGAAAUUGAAGAUAGGCCUGAGUUUGCUAUUACAUGCAGGAUAUCUUACAUAGAAAUCUACAAUGAGACGAUGUUUGACCUACUUUCAACGUUACCCGAGUCAUGGAACCAGCUGAAUGAGAACCAGCCAAUGACAAUAUGCGAGAAUGAGGACGGUAUUUAUGUGAAAGGAUUGUCGUGUCACCUCGUACAGAAUGAGGAGGAGGCCCUUAACUUGUUAUUUGAGGGGGAGACAAACAGAGCUAUAGCAUCCCACACAUUAAAUGCCAGGUCAUCUAGAUCACACUGUAUAUUUACAGUCUACAUAGAGACAAGAUCUCGUGUACAGUCCAAUGCUAGAUACACUGUCUCUAAACUCAACUUUGUUGAUCUGGCGGGAAGUGAGAGACUUGGCAAAACAAAGUCUGAGGGUAAGACACAGCAGGAGGCUAUGUAUAUUAACAAAUCUCUGACGUUCCUCGAACAAGUCAUCGUUGCAUUAGCUGAUAGAAGACGGGAACAUAUUCCAUUCCGACAGUCAAAACUUACACACUGUCUAAAAGAUUCCAUCGGCGGGCGCAGUAACACACUACUGAUAGCAAAUAUAUGGGGAGAAUCAUCGCAAGUUGAAGAAACUGUUUCCACAUUAAGAUUUGCCACAAGAAUGAUGUGUGUGGCGAGUGAACCAACUGUAAAUGAAGUCUACGACCCUGCUGUGUUAGUUAAGAAAUUACAGAAGGAAAUAAAUCACUUGAAGAAUGAGCUAGCCAUGCAUGAUACUUUGACAAAUCGCAGUCAGAUAACAUAUGACCCGUUGUCAGAGCAACAGAAGUACGAGAUACGGCAGCAAGUUAGGCGGUAUGUGGAAGGAAAUCUUGAUGAAAUCGAUGUUAUCAAUUUGCGACAGAUACAAGGUACAUUUGAAGCAUUUAGAGAUAUUUACCAGCAAAUGGAUAAGGACAUAGAGGAAAGAUUACGGCAGAAGUAUGCUUUGAUAGAUCGCACUGACCCUUCAGCUAUACAAGCAGCCCAACAGUCAGUCGCAGAGAGAAAAGCGUCGAAUCAGUCAAUUACGAGCGUACGCUCGGGUGAUAUAUCACAAGCUGGUGUUCCUAUAAGUGAUGAUGGUACACUGGUAGGAGAAUCUGACGGGCAGAGUUUUGGUGUGGGCGUGGCACCACGGUCGGCUAGAGCAGAGCCCUCGUCGGUUGUCCAGCUCAAGAAGAAAGAAGACGAGAGGAAGAAACGAGAUAGAGGUGGCCGCGGAGCCCGAGGAAGUCCCGUGGCUGGUAGAGCAAGUCCGGCUCACAGUGGCAAGGGUGAGAGGGAUAUAAAGAGCCCGCAUACCCCACUUGAAAGGGAACGUAAGGAAGAGGAGGAUAGAACCACACCCACGAGUUCUGCGGGCGGGUCUCGCACAGAGAGACAGACGAGACCUAGUACUCCACCUCAGAGAACAAAGGCAUUUGAAGAGUUUAAGCAAGAAAGAGGAAGUGAAAUAAAUAGAAUUCUCGUAGAAAAUAAAGAAAUUUUAGCAUCGAAAAAGAAGAAGUAUACCGAGUUAGCUAGAACGAUAAACCAAACCAAGGUGGAUAUUGAUAAAAGUCGAUCAAAACUUGAUCAGCUGAAAGAAGACAGAGAACAAGCAGGUCCGACAUAUAACGAAGAUGGUGAUAUUGUCAUCAGUGAGGAUGAGUUCCUGGAAAUUAAGAGAUUAAAGGACCUGAAACAGAACUAUAGAAAUGACUUUGAUGAGUUGAAGAACCUUAAAGCUGAGGUUCAGUACUGCCAGAGACUUGUUGAUCAAUGUAGGCAGAGGCUUAUACAAGAAUUUGACAACUGGUAUGCUGAGAGUUUCUUGAACCAGUCUGAUGAUCCUCAGACUAGUGUAGCAGCCGGUCAUGGCAUUAGACCGGGCAUAUUUAUACCAUAUAACCCAAAUCAGCUUGAGGACGAGCAGGAGAAGUUUGAUCGUUUACAGAUGGAAUUGUUGAUGAAUGAUCCAGAAUCUGCUGCCUUCUAUAAUGCCAAGAUGAGGAAAGAUAGAAGGAAAACAUACGAGGAGGCGAUGUCACAGCCGCAACCUUCCUACAGACGAGCCCCUGGUACCCCUACUAUACAUGUACGGAACCAGCCCCCGAGUAUGCUGCAAGUUUCUCAUUAAAGUGUCUUCAAAUUUAAGUUCUGAUUAUUGGACAAUUAAACAUUGUAAAUGUUUUUUUUUAUAAAUAUAUAUUUAUGUGUAAUUAUUAUUGUUGCAAUUGAAAAUGCUCCUGGGUAUAUAUUAUGGACAGUUAUGAAUGUUAUGGUGAGAAAAAAAAUGAUAUGAAUGUGUAGAUAACACAGUCUUAACAAUGUAAAUGUUUAUGUGUAUGUUGAAAGAAUUUUUUUAAAAAAGUGAUUUUAUUUACUUUUUGUGAAUUAAAAAAAAGUAAUUUUAUUUACUUUUUAUGACAUAUUAUUUGAAUACUUGAAGGCAAAGCUUUACUUGAAAAUAGCAAAAGUGUUCCAAACUAUUUUUUUCUCAAAGUUUCAGAAUUUGUAGGUGUUUGGUUAAAGUAACUCUUGUAUCAAACCAAAGCAAUGUAAAAGUUUGAUUAUACAAAAGUGUAAGGUUUCUUUUCAUUUCCAAUAUGCCUGUGAAAUAUGUAUGGUAAACUUUUUGUGAUGUUUUUUUUUCUGUUAUACAAAAAUGUCAGAAUAAAAACCCUUCAUUUAUGUCAAACAUGUAAAAAGGAUGUAGUUCGGUAUAUAGCAAAUAAGAGACACUUGGAACCCAUUAGGGUGACUUCUAAACCCCUUGACUCUGAAACCCUGUUUUACAUGACUUUUCCACCUCUAGAAGGUAAGACAUUUUUAUCCCUUUAUAAAAAUUUUAGGGAUGACAAGGGGUCAAGAUGUCAUCCGGUCAGUUAUAUUUAGGUAAUAGUGAAAUUGAUUAUUUAUUUUAAGAUUCACUAUUAUAUUUUGGAAGGAUGUUAAUGAGGAGUACGUGGAUAGGGAUCAAGGGGUUGGGGGGGGGGGAGUGGGGUUCUCGGUCUGAAAACUGAGUUCAGAAGAGUAGGUAGAAAUGGGUUAUUGAAAAACAGAGACAGGUUUGAGAAUUGAACUUUUUUACAGCACAUUCAGUAUUCUCACCUGUGUGGUGUACCUGUUGUUAAUGAUUCUAUUUAUAGAAGUCUGUUGUAAAUGAUUCUAUUUAUAUAAUUUUUGUGUUGAGUACUUGUUACAGCAUUGAUGAUGAUUAUUUUUUACAGAUACAUUAAGAACUAUGAUUAAAUUUCAUUGUUCAAGUCGCAUUGAUUUUUAUUAUUUAUUUUUUCUCCAUUUUUUUGUAUAUUAAAGCAUGCAUUUAUAAAGGUAUGCAGGAUGUGUUAUUGUCAUAUCUAUUUUUAGUUUCCUUUUUUACAGGGAGUAUUACACCAUUGUUUAUAAUUGAGGUGAAUAAGUUUGUCAGUUUUUUCGUUGUUUGAAUGCCAAUUUUUAACUGACGGACAGUGGUAUUAGUAUGAAUGUUUUUAUGUAGAUAUAUAUAACACAACUGUGCUUGUUUCAAGUUUGUGAUAACUUAACGACUGUGAUAUUUUAUUGUACAUCUUUUUUUUUUAAAUCUUGUUGUUUAUCUUUGAUGAAUUUAAGAGUUCAAAGUCUAGGUGAAGUUGUAUGAAACUUGAGAUAUAAUGAGGUUUGACAUUAAAGCUGUGUGUAAUGAUUUAUGAUAAAGAGAUCCUGAUUGAUUACUUGGAUAAAAUAUAUAUUUAAAGGAACUCCACCGAGGUCCAAAGGUUUUAAAACAUAAAAUUUGAAAAUCUUACAAAUAUCAAGUGAAGCUCUUCAAAUGGAAAAUACUGCAUAUGUUAACAAAGAAAUAUACUCAGAAUUAAACUGAGAAUCAAUUUUUGUGCGAUUCUAACCUGGAAUUGAUAGAAAAGCAUUGCAACGCUUUUCCUUUUUUGGGUCAUUUUGCACAAUAUGAAUUAUACAAGAAAAACAGUGUGAGGGAAUGACAUGAAAAUUUGCACACAAGUUAUUGGUUAAGACUUCCAUCCAUUGGUACAUAAAUCUAGGAAAAAUAUUUCCAGCCCCUUCAUGUCUAAAAACCUCAGUGGAGUCCCUUUAAUAUACACAUUUUGUUUUAAAAUAAUCAAAAUUUAUGUUAAAUAAAGAGUUUAAUUAAUUGUAACAGUCAUUCUAGGUUUUCUUGUACACUUAAAUACAUCAAAGACAUUCAUGUUAAUUUUUUUUUUUAAAGAUAUUUCAGAAUAUGAAUUUUUACAUGCCAUCUUUUGGCAAAUAUAGAUAAAAGUAUGAAUGCAUGUUCUUUUUUUAUUCAUAUCAUUAAGUAUUUUAUAAGAGUACAGGAUGUUUUAAGUGUUGUACACUUUUACUCUGCAUCUGGGACAAAAGAUUAAAGGUAUUCUAGGUCCCAGUAUAUCAUAUAUAUUGUAUAUAUAUAUUUUUUGUUUUGUUUUAUUUCUUCUUUACAAUGUGUAGUGCAGCAUAUAUGCUGUAAAGUACUGUGUAUCAUAUUACAUGUGUAAUAAAUAAAAAUAUUGCACCUUUGAA